AAAUAUCUAUGAUUAGUUAUUCCCAAUUCAACAGUCGCACGGAGCAGUGCUCGGAAACAAAAAUAUAUUUUAAACAAAUACAUUUUAUAAAUUUCAAAAAAUUCGUGAUGCCUUUUAACGAUAGCCCGUACUCCGCCGCUAACAAUGCACCGGCCUCACGCAUAUCCGCGAGUGUAGCUGGACCUGGAGCUACGUCGGUAGGCGGCGGUGCAGCUGGCGAUGGCGCGGACUUUGCCAGGCUAAACUCUGUUGGUGCCCAUGGAUCCAAUCAGUCGCUGGAUGAUGGCCCUGCGCCGUUUGCCACAUGCCGCAAGCCGCGACCCGACCCGAAUUCGCUGCCAGUACGCCAGUACCUGGACCAGACGGUGGCUCCCAUCCUGCUACACGGACUGCACGCCUUGGCUAGGGAUAGGCCCACGGAUCCGGUCAGCUAUUUGGCCACGUAUUUGCUGAAGAACAAGAACCGCUGUGACGAGGUAAACACAGCGUUCAUGUAAACAGACACGACACAACAUAAUUCCCGAGCACUUGAACAACACUAAACGGGACACUUGAACCACAUUCUACACCUAUAGAUAGAUAGAUAAAUCUUACGUUCAUUCAGCAGCACUGGGCCGACGUCAGCACACCAGCAGUCCGCACACUAAACUACACCCCACAAGAUUUAGUUCAUUCAUAAGAGCAGCCGAAAACUCAAACAAGGGGGCAGUGCAAUUCCCAUAGCCCACCUGCCGCAGUUACACAUUUGUCCAACUCUUUUAUUCGCCGAUUUUAUAGACAAUUGACUCUUGUACACAAUUUAUCGCUGAUUAUACUUGUUAAACACUCACCAAACAGA
Molecule: messenger RNA, 838 nt
Organism: Drosophila obscura
Lineage: Eukaryota; Metazoa; Arthropoda; Insecta; Diptera; Drosophilidae
Product: protein dpy-30 homolog
Exons: 2
Coding region: 9-497 (162 amino acids)
Cellular component (GO): Set1C/COMPASS complex
Source: RefSeq, a predicted model, not a curated record